Rosa rugosa (rugosa rose) is the source of this 1161-nucleotide messenger RNA. Its product is annotated as NAC domain-containing protein 2-like. Gene Ontology annotation, molecular function: DNA binding. The record is from RefSeq and is a predicted model, not a curated record. NCBI's taxonomy places the organism in Eukaryota, Viridiplantae, Streptophyta, Magnoliopsida, Rosales, Rosaceae. The transcript is spliced from 2 exons. Gene Ontology annotation, biological process: regulation of DNA-templated transcription; system development. Bases 1 to 1161 code for a protein of 386 amino acids.
AUGCAGCAAGAGUUUCUAAUGGAGGAGAGCAGAGGCAAUCAACUUCCUGGCCAGAGGUUCUGCCCCAUGGACGAUGAACUAGUUCUCUUUUACCUCAAGCCGAUGUUGAGCGGACAGAACGUGCCCGGCAGAAACCGCGUGGUGUUCGACUGCGACCUCUACGGUCAGCAAGAACCUUGGGAGAUAUGGGAGACCUUCAAGGCCAGAAGACCACACGACUUGAGGCUCAAUAAGGACAUUUACUUCUUCACCCAACACAAGAAGAUGAGUUCCACAGACAAGCGCAUACGCCGGAAUGUUGGAAGUGGCACCUGGAAGGGGGACGACUCCGGCAAGCCAGUACGAUAUGUUGAUUCUGGUUGUGUUGUUGGCUUAAAGAAAAGAUAUACUUACAAGAAUGAAGACUCGGUGCACAACGGCUGUUGGAUCUUGUACGAGUUCUACCUUGAUCGAUCACUCAGAGACAAGAAACAAAAGGUGAAAGACUGUGUUCUUUGUCGACUACGAAAGAAUGAUGAACCCAAAACCAAGAUUGAAAAGAAGAGAAAGCAACGUGAAGAGGAACAGUUUCUUGAAAACAAUUAUGCCUGUGAUGAUGGAGAAAACUCGAAUAGGGAGCAAGAAGUGUUGCUUGAGCCGCAAGCGAAGCGACAACGAACCGUGCCAUCCAUUGAUAAUGCACCACCAACAAUGCCAUCAGAAGAUGAUGCUGCAUUUGCAGCUGAACUAGAAGAGUCAUUGGAAUGCUCUGAAGAUGAUAAUGCACCCUCAUCAGAAGCUGAAGCAGUUGGCCUUCAAGGUGAGGAGAAUGGUGGACUCCAAAAAUUAGCAUCCGAGGGGCAAUCAUCAGGGCCUUCAUUUGUAGACUAUUAUGGAAUAUUUAAUCCGCUGCUGGAGGAAGAUUUUCUCUGGGAGGAAAUGGUAGAAGAAAUGGGUACGGUAGAGAAGGAAGAACCAGUUCUUAAUUGUGUAAGUAGUAAUAUAGAUGUGGCUGAAGAUAACGCGGAUGCUGCGUACUGGCUUGAGUCUUUGGUAGAGGUCCCAACUGAUGAGCAACAGAAGACAGCUGAUGAAGAUUGUUCAGAUUGGUUGGAGUCAAUGAUCAAUUUUAGUCCUGAGGAGAACAACUUCCUUUGGAGUGAAAUGCAAUGGUGUUCGUAG